Messenger RNA from Paramuricea clavata, 216 nucleotides. The record is from the annotation of a GenBank genome assembly. NCBI's taxonomy places the organism in Eukaryota, Metazoa, Cnidaria, Anthozoa, Malacalcyonacea, Plexauridae.
AUGGCAAGUGUGAUUGUUGCGGAGGGUAAACAUGAUCAGCAUCAAGUUGAGAAAAUGGCAAUGGUGAUUGUUGUGGGUGGUAGACACUUUGAGCAGUGCGUUGAGGAAAUUGGAUGUGAGAUUGUUGUGGAGGAUAUACACCUUGGACAUUAUGUUGAGGAAAUGGCAUAUGUGACUGUUGUUGUGCAUGUAUACCUUAAUUGUGCAUUACUAUAA